AUGAUUGCCUGUACCUAUAUCAUUUCUGUGAUUCUUUGGCCACCGUGGAUUAUUAGUUGGCCUUAUAUUGAGGGGCAAUGUGUAUCGAUGGCCGGAAAUGAAGAAGAAAUCGUUGCAGAAAGUCGUCAACUGCCGGGAAAGAAAAGAUUCAUAUGGCGGAAAGUUCACGGUGGAGCCAGGAACAUGUGUGGUGCAGUUUCUGGAGACGAAUCCUUACGUCACUGUUGGUACGCAGUCGCCGCCUUCUACCUGCCAGUGACGAUCUUGAUCGUGCUUUAUUCACGAGUCUACUGGGAAACUAGGAAACGACGACGUGAUUUUGGAAAACUGCAAGCAUCACAGUUCCCUCGGCGAUCAAUGCGACGAGACACCUCGACGAAUUCUUUUGCGAAGAACAACGAGCGUGGAUCAUUGAAGAAAGGCGCAUGGAGCGUGAACGAUUCCAAAAGGUUCGUCCGCACUCUUCCUCACAACGAAAGCCAUGGAACCUGGCUGAACAAGGGCACAAUGUGA
Messenger RNA from Ostertagia ostertagi, 513 nucleotides. NCBI's taxonomy places the organism in Eukaryota, Metazoa, Nematoda, Chromadorea, Rhabditida, Trichostrongylidae. The record is from the annotation of a GenBank genome assembly.